AUGAAGCAAUUUGACCUGAAAUCAUCGCUUUCCGAUACGCCAUCGUCAACCGACACUGGCUAUGCGUCUCAUUGUCUACCACCGGCUCAAGUCUCACCAGCUCCUGGACACUUCGAUUACUGUAUCAUGCAGCAGGCUCCAUCCAGCUCCGGCGUCAGAUCAAUGUCGGUCGAUGAUUACGAUCGUUUCAGUUCGUUGCCGAUUCGUGGCUCAACGAAACGGAAAUCGAAAUCGCGUGGCGAAUCGGACGACGACAUGAAAUCGGGCGAUGAACGCGACGUUGACCGACGAUCGGCCAAUAAUGCUCGCGAACGUGUACGUGUACGUGACAUCAACACCGCGUUCAAAGAGCUUGGAAAGAUGUGCGGACAGCAUCUGCCGAACGCCAACGAGAAAGCCCAGACCAAGCUUGGCAUCCUUCACCAGGCCGUCUCCAUCAUUACGGCUCUCGAGGAACAGGUAGAGCUGAUUCCUGCGGUACGACAGCGCAAUCUCAACCCAAAGGCUGCUUGUCUGAAACGACGUUCUGACGAGGACAAAAUGGCACCAAAUGCUUUGAUGGAACAGAAGCCGCAAGCACACGACUAUCACCCGCAGUAUUGA
This is a messenger RNA of Cooperia oncophora, 603 nucleotides long. NCBI's taxonomy places the organism in Eukaryota, Metazoa, Nematoda, Chromadorea, Rhabditida, Trichostrongylidae. The record is from the annotation of a GenBank genome assembly.